CGCCCACCCGAGCCAACGCCUAGAGCCACGUACGCCUUUACUUGUGCCCCCGAAAGCGGAAGUUGCGCAAAUCCUCGCGAGCACUGUGGCGGCGCUGAGCGUGAGUGUGUGGACAUCUAUACCUAUGUAUAUGCGCGCAUCUAUGCUGUGUUCCGCGGCGGCGCGGGGCGGCCCACGGCAUUAGGAGGCGCCGGAAGUGCCCCGUCGAGGGGCGGCGGGAGAGGGCCCACCAAGGCAAGCCAGUCAGAAGAGCCAGGCUCGGCGGCGAGACCGGCACCCGCCGCGCCCGGAGCCGCCGGCCCCGCCGGGCUUCUCUCUUGGGCCAGACAUGGACUUCAGGGAAAUCCUCCUGAUCGCUUCCAAAGGACAAGGCGUCAACCAGGUUCCGAAAAGAUAUAGUUUGGCAGUGGGGCCUCCCAAGAAAGACCCAAAAGUUAAAGGUGUCCAGUCAGCAGCUGUACAAGCUUUUCUUAGGAGGAAAGAAGAGGAGCUUAGACGAAAAGCCUUAGAAGAGAAAAGGAGGAAAGAAGAACUAGUGAAGAAGCGAAUUGAGCUCAAACAUGACAAAAAAGCAAGAGCGAUGGCCAAGAGGACAAAGGACAAUUUUCAUGGUUAUGAUGGAAUUCCUAUUGAGGAAAAGUCAAAGAAGAGGCAGGCAGUGGAAAGCCACCUGAACCAGGGACCUGACCAAGAAUAUGAGGUGGAGGACGAAGAGUUCCUAGACUACAGUCAAGCCGAAUUAGACCAGGAAUUUGAGGAGCAAGAGCCUCCCAAAGUUGAAAGCAAACCAAAGGCCCCCCUUAAAAGUGCCCCACCGCCCAUGAACUUCACUGACCUGCUAAGGCUAGCUGAGAAGAAGCAGUUUGAGCCAGUGGAGAUCAAGGUAGUGAAAAAAGCAGAAGAUCGGCCCAUGACUGCAGAGGAGCUUAGGGAGCGAGAGUUUCUUGAACGAAAGCAUAGGAAAAAGAAACCUGAAACCGAUGCCAGACUACCUCCAGCUGUGUCCAAAAGGGCACCCUCUCAUAAAGACAUGGUGGGCACAAAGCCCAGCAGAGGUGCUGGGGACAGGCAGCUUUCUUCCAAAGGAUCGCCCUUUCCUCAUUCUGAGAAGAAAUCUAGACCCAGCACGGCCAAUGAGAAACAAGUAGCUUUGUCUUCAUCCAAAAAUACACCAGGAGAGAGGACCAAGGCAGGACCUGGCAGUAGCUCCCAACCCUCACUUCGGGAGGGUCACGGCAGACCUGUCUUCAAUGGGGCUGGGAAGCCCCACCCCAGCACCUGUUCACCCAGUGUCCCAAAGACUUCUGCUAGCGGGACUCAGAAAUCUGCUUCUGAGCACAAAGCCAAAAAAUCUCUUCCUUCUCAUCCUAGCCAUUCCAAGCUUGGGCCCACGGGUCUCUCCCACAACAAAGCUAAGAGUCCAGGUGUCCGACAGCCAGGCAGCAACUCCGGCUCAGCUCCUGGGCGACCUAGCCCAGGGACAGCUCGACCCACAGUUAGUUCUGGCCCUGUGCCCAGGCGCCAGGAUGGCAGCUCCAGCUCAGGCCCUGAGCAAUCAGUCAGUGGGGUCAGAAAGCUGGCGAGCAGCUCUCAUCCCUCUGGACGAACAGUCAAUGGCACAAAUGGUCCCGGACGACCUGUGAGCACCUCAGGUGGCCCUGGGCGACCCACCACUGGUUCUGCUGGUUCUGGGAGACCUAUGGGCAGUUCUGGAGGCCCUGGGCGGCCUGUAAAUAGUCCACAUGACCUUCGGCGACCAUUGAACAGCCUAGGACCCCCUGGGCGGUCGUCAGUCAGUGGCCCUGGGAAAGCCAUAAGUGGUUCUGUUCCAGCUGGACGAGCUGCCAGUUCAGGCCCUGGAAGACCGGUGAGCAGCUUAGGACCUGGAAGACCAGUUAGUAGCUCAGGCCUCCCCACAAAGCCCAAGUGCACUGUUGUCUCAGAAACAAUUUCUUCAAAGAAUAUUAUUAGUCGGUCAAGCAAUGGACCGAUAAAUGGAAUGAAGCCUCUCCUGUCUGGCUACAGAACUGCCCAAGGUCCUCACAGGCUUCCUUUCCCCACUGGCUACAAACGGCCUCGAGAGUAUGAAGAUGAUGAUGACGACGAUGAAUAUGACUCAGAAAUGGAUGAUUUCAUCGAAGAUGAAGGAGAACCUCAGGAAGAAAUAUCCAAGCACAUUCGAGAAAUAUUUGGCUAUGACCGAAAAAAAUACAAAGAUGAAAGUGACUAUGCCUUACGUUACAUGGAGAGCAGCUGGAAGGAGCAGCAGAAGGAAGAAGCCAAGAGUUUAAGGCUAGGUAUGCAAGAGGACUUAGAGGAAAUGCGACGUGAAGAGGAAGAAAUGAAGCGUCGUAAGGCCAAGAAGCUGAAGCGACAUUAGCUGCUGCUGAGUUUGUGAAUUCUGGGACAGCGCUGCAAGGAUGUCCUGCCUUCAGGCUGAACAGGCCCCUUACCAGUCCAGAUUGAUAGUGGCCACUCGAGGAAGGCAUGCAUACUGUCGUUUGCAGGCUAUCGUUUGAGUGUCCACUGUUUUCAAAUAGUCCAGGGUGGGAUCUGCAGUGCAGAUGCUACCGACAAUGCUGGCCGUGUGCUCUGUGGAAGCUAACUGUUCGCAGGGGCUGGCCUUGAUUCUCAUGAGCUAUGCACGCUAAUGUGGGACCACUCACCAGCCAGCUGCUCUGUAACUGUUCCUUUGCUACUUUAAAAGGAGACAAUUGAUGUGUGAGUAGGGUACUACCCAGAUCCCAGUCAGACUAGUCCUUAUGAAGGGCAUGGCCCUUCUGUGAAUGCUGCCAGCAAUAAAGUGACCUGUCCUAGUCUAUGUUUGAGUUGAAAACCCAGGAAAGAGUAGGCUUUAUACAUGGAUCUCAUCCUUACGACUUUGACGUACAAAAUAGAACGAAUUAUAUUGUAUUCAGCAUUAUCUAUGAAUUGGAUGCUAAGCAUUCUUAAUUUAUAGUAGGUAAUAAAAUUUUUUAAAGUUAAAAUACAAAUUUUGCCAGAACAAGAAUAUUCUUUUCCAGUUUUCCUUUCAGGCUUCCUGUCACGUUGACUUUAGUAUGAAGUAGAUAAGGGCCCUUGCUGUUGUGUUGUUUUUGUUGUUGCUGUUGUUUAAUUCCUUUUUAUAUUAAAGAAAGAUGGUUAUCCAGAUACUAGAUUUGAAAGAUUAAUAGUUUAAAAAUCAACAAGAAGCAACAUGUGUUGUGGCCACCUCUGCUUUAUUCUCCCCAUUAAAAAGCUUUUUAGGACCCUAGGGUGACCCUGUACCUGUUAAUAACAUUGCAUUUUUAGCUUAAAUCCCUUAGAAAAUGUUAAUGACCAAAAAACCAAAAACUAAAUAUUUAGCGUAUCAAGAGUACCACCUUCUCUUUUGUCCAUAUUGCACUUUCAUUUCGAACUAUGCACUGUGACGAGAUACUUUUUCCUGUUGUUGUUUUACUGAGCUGUGAAACCUUAAGAUCUAUCCUGCUUCAAGUCAGACCUGCAGACUUUCUAGUCCAUCCAUGCUAAACGAUGGUCUGGCUGGAAGGAAGCCAUGUCUCAAGAAGUCAGCAACAGAAAAUGAAGUAGUAUGCUAGAGACUCAAGUGUGGAGGGUUGGAAUAGCCAGAGUUCAGUUCGUGGGACAAUUCCACAGUGAAGCUGGCUGUCAUAAGCUGUUAAGCCAUGAGGGGUAGGAGCUGAUAGAGGGUGUCCUAUAAGGAACUCUUAUUUUUCAACAGGUCCAGAUUUUUUAUGUAUUUUGUCCAUGGUGUCUUCAUUAUUUAAGCUUGAGUAUUAUGGGUGACCAUUUUUAGCCUAUGUGGGACCAUUUGACCCAUACCUUAAAGCUAACUCAUUGUGAGCUGAGUUUCAGACUUUGAAAGUGCAAAGAUUUGAUUUGAUUUUAGAGGGUAUAACACUCUCACUCUCCAUGUAGAUCUUUACACACUGGUAGCAGAAAGCCUUCUUUUUUCCUGUCCCACCACUUAUGUAAAGGGUUAGACAUUCCCCGUGGUAAAGUGGGUGUGGAACAUGAUUUUACUGCCAUCACGUGUUUCCCCGUCCUUCAUGAUUUUUCUUGGAUAACCUUUUUUUAAUACUCAUACUCUGGAAUCUGUUAUUGCAGUCAAGGUUUCUGGUGGCUGGAAGUUUACUGUAUGCAAUUACAGGGUACAGCUGUUUGCACAGAAAGGAGCCAUUGUGCUGGAAUAAAGUUUUAGACUUCGGUAGAGUCAGGCUGUAAUGUUUGUCAUGUCUGAAUGCAUUUCUGUAACAGGUGUGCGUCAGCUUCUACACCAGUAUGCUUGUGUGGCUUGUUGAAAACACGGGAAAGAAAGAUUGUAAGUCCAAACCAUGUCUUCCCUUUUGCUCUUCUGUAUUCCCUGGCCACUUAGAAAAAGCUCACAAGCCUUUGAAGAAAGAGGAGCAGGCUAUUUGUUUCAGGGUUUACAAAUUAAGUGCUUGAUUUUUAAUGUAUUCUCUCUACUGUUUUGAUUUUCGGAUUUUGAUUCAAUAUUUGAAGAUGUGCCUUUUAUUGGGUAAUGUUAAUUCUCGAAUGUGGUGGUGUUGUCUCACAGACGUAAUGCUACAUGAUCGUGGGUGUGGCAUUCUCUAACAAAUUAUGUGACAAGAAAGUAGUUUUCAUAAAACUCAUGGCUCUGAUUGCACAGUCCCACUUGCUAAAGCAAAGGGCACCUUCUUUUAAAGCUACUUCAGAACUGGUCUUUGUAUUUUCUCUAAGCGAUGUAUGCAGUCAUGUCUGUGUAGAGGCAGGGAACCACCUGUCACAGGCAGCCCCACAUGUGUGCCAUGAGAAAGUCCAAAGACUGUAACAAAGUCUACGGAACUCAAAAUUUCGUUUUUGUAAUAUUAACCCCUAAGAUUUCCUCCAAGAAAUGAAUUAUUUUGUAUUUUAUAACUUAAAAGCAGCUAGUAGUACAUUUCUGAGAUAUAGCAGGAGACCAAAACAUUUUUGGAAAGAGAAUGACUAUAUAAAGAGAGACUGGUUGUUUUAUUUUCAGUGUGCUGAUUAGACUAUUUAUUUUGUGAGUGGAUGUGAUAAAAUACAUAUUCAGGUGUUUAGUGUAUAAUUAAGAGUGGAAUAUAGAUUUCUUUGGAGUUACUAAAUCCAUGAUGUCUUUUACAUAAUGGACAAAUCAAAUGUAAAAGAAGAAAACUUUGACAUAGCUUAGCUUGUUUUCUGGUGCUGUUGACCUGCAGAAGAAUAUACUUUUGCAUAUACAGGUGAAUGUUUUGCAAUUUAUGUACACAAGAAAUUGUAGGCAUUAAAAUAUUUUAUUGAUA
This is a messenger RNA of Psammomys obesus (fat sand rat), 5285 nucleotides long. It is a transcript of the gene Spty2d1, whose product is annotated as SPT2 chromatin protein domain containing 1. Gene Ontology annotation, molecular function: DNA binding; histone binding. The coding region runs from base 329 to 2380 and encodes 683 amino acids. Gene Ontology annotation, biological process: regulation of DNA-templated transcription; nucleosome assembly. The transcript has 6 exons. Lineage: Eukaryota; Metazoa; Chordata; Mammalia; Rodentia; Muridae. The record is from RefSeq and is a predicted model, not a curated record. Gene Ontology annotation, cellular component: nucleolus.